Molecule: messenger RNA, 1062 nt
Organism: Fusarium sp. VM40
Lineage: Eukaryota; Fungi; Ascomycota; Sordariomycetes; Hypocreales; Nectriaceae
Source: the annotation of a GenBank genome assembly
AUGGGUUGCGGAAUGAGCACAGAGGAGAAGGAGGGCAAGGCCCGGAACGAGGAGAUUGAGAACCAACUCAAGCGCGACAAGAUGAUGCAGCGCAAUGAGAUCAAGAUGUUGCUGCUCGGUGCCGGUGAAUCCGGAAAGUCUACUAUCCUCAAGCAGAUGAAGCUCAUUCACGAGGGUGGCUACUCACGCGAUGAGCGAGAAUCCUUCAAAGAGAUCAUCUUCAGCAACACUGUUCAGUCAAUGCGCGUCAUUCUCGAGGCCAUGGAGUCUCUCGAGCUUCCUCUUGAGGAUCAGCGCAUGGAGUACCACGUUCAGACCAUCUUCAUGCAACCCGCUCAAAUUGAAGGCGACGUCCUUCCUCCUGAGGUCGGUAGCGCCAUUGAGGCUUUGUGGAAGGACCGUGGUGUGCAAGAGUGUUUCAAGCGAUCUCGCGAGUACCAGCUCAACGAUUCCGCCCGAUACUACUUCGACAACAUUGCGCGUAUCGCUGCCCCUGAUUACAUGCCCAACGACCAGGACGUCCUCCGAUCUCGUGUCAAGACCACUGGUAUCACCGAAACCACCUUCAUCAUCGGCGACCUCACAUACCGAAUGUUCGAUGUCGGUGGUCAAAGAUCCGAGCGAAAGAAGUGGAUUCACUGCUUCGAGAACGUCACCACCAUCCUUUUCCUGGUGGCUAUUUCAGAAUACGACCAACUUCUGUUCGAAGAUGAGACAGUCAACCGAAUGCAGGAGGCCCUUACUCUUUUCGACUCCAUCUGCAACUCAAGGUGGUUCAUCAAGACAUCUAUCAUCCUGUUCCUCAACAAGAUCGAUCGUUUCAAGGAGAAGCUGCCUGUCAGCCCCAUGAAGAACUACUUCCCCGACUACGAGGGUGGCGACGAUUACGCUGCGGCCUGCGAUUACAUUCUGAACCGCUUCGUCAGCUUGAACCAACACGAGACCAAGCAGAUCUACACCCAUUUCACUUGCGCCACCGAUACCACUCAGAUCCGCUUCGUCAUGGCGGCUGUCAACGAUAUCAUCAUCCAAGAGAACCUUCGUCUCUGUGGUCUUAUUUAA